Molecule: messenger RNA, 535 nt
Organism: Linepithema humile (Argentine ant)
Lineage: Eukaryota; Metazoa; Arthropoda; Insecta; Hymenoptera; Formicidae
Source: RefSeq, a predicted model, not a curated record
UCAAACAGAUGAUUUAAGGAAUAUAACACAAAUUAUUUUACAUGCAUAUCCAGAUAAUACAAAUGUAUUUAUUAUAAAAGAAUUUAUAUCUCUUUGGAUGGUGGAAAACUAUUAUUAUCCUAUGUUGUACGUGACACGAAACUAUUCGACUAACAAGACAGUAUUCGAAUAUCGCUAUUUUACUGACAAGGACACAAAACAUCUUCAAACAUUUGUGACAUAUACAUCAAAAUCAAAGCUGAACUUUGAAGAGAUUUUUGUCAAUAAAUCCUUUUGGAUAUUACCGCAAAGAUCGAUAGUAAUAACGGAAGAAUUUGAUGAAAAUGAUUGGAUUAUAGUCAAUUUACAACAAAUAGGAUAUUAUCGUGUUAAUUAUGAUACUGAUAAUUGGCUUAAACUUGCGCAGUACAUGAAUUCUACGAAAUAUAUCGACAUACAUGUUCUCAAUCGAGCGCAAAUCAUAGAUGAUGCGUUUCACUUGUUCAUACGUUAUCAACUUAAUUAUGCUACGUUUUGGGAAAUUACCGCAUUUUAG